GUAGGGCAAUAUGUCUAGUAUCAAACAAAAGCACCCCAUGUGAAACUUCAACAAGUCCUUCACCUGAUAUGUCCCUCAAUAUUCUUCAAACACAUUGCUACCUCUCUCGUGCAUACUAUUCAUUACCUCUCGAGAUUGAGGUUUGAAGGAGCCACUAUAUAUAUAAACCUAAGUACUUAAAGACAUCAUAUCAACACAACCCAACCAAAGUCAUAAGCCUUUCUUCAUCAAUCACUACUAGAAAAGCUUUUAGAAGAUAGCUGAAGUUACUUGUGUAAGAUGGGUAUUCAACUGAUGGGAAUAGCUCAUUCUAAGCAAAAGCUUCAACGCAGUCUUUCAGCGAAAAUCGCAAGUGUUUUGGCUACUUGUAAUGUUCCGAAAGGCCAUGUUGCUGUCUACGUUGGGGAAGGUUACAGAAAGAGAUUUGUCAUUCCAAUAUCAUACUUGAAUCAUCCAUUGUUCUUGGAGCUGUUACAUCGUGCAGAAGAAGAAUUCGGAUUUAAUCAUCCAAUGGGUGGUCUUACACUACCUUGUACUGAAGAGUACUUCACUAGUCUAACUUCAGCAUUAAGUUGUUCGUAAGAACAACCCUGCUGCCAAAAUUGAUUUUUUCUUUUUCCUUGAUCAUAAAUGCAAUUUGAGACACAAAGUCUGUCCCAAUAUUGUUUUCUUUUAUAUAUUGGCUCACUGCCUUGCUAAAUUCAAAAUGAUAUGUAGGUGUUGUGUAAUUUUUGUAAAUUAAUCAACCCUCUCUGUUGUAGAAUAUCAACCACCAGAGUUGCUAUUUCUUAAAAUGCAGCCUCUUUUUUUGGCCAUAAAA
Molecule: messenger RNA, 820 nt
Organism: Ricinus communis (castor bean)
Lineage: Eukaryota; Viridiplantae; Streptophyta; Magnoliopsida; Malpighiales; Euphorbiaceae
Product: auxin-induced protein 15A-like
Exons: 1
Coding region: 280-582 (100 amino acids)
Biological process (GO): response to auxin
Source: RefSeq, a predicted model, not a curated record